AUGUUCGGGGUCCAAUUCGACACCGCGGGCAUCUACCUCGUCGGCACACCGACGGAACAAUUCCACCUCUCAUUCGAAGAAAUGAUGGCUUUUGAAGCAGGCAUCAUCGGUCUCCUGGAGUAUGGCGUUACUUGGAAGGUAUUAAAAGGGAUUAUAAGUCGAAUCAGAUAUCGACUAUGGAACCGCGCUGGAACAUCCAUGGAGACGCCGGCGCUAUGGAUUGACAACUCAGGGCCUAUAAUAUAUGAAAUCCGCCAUGGGAUGGAAUCGAUUCGUAUUACUCCACAGGAUUUGGAGAACUCUCGGUUGGGAAGGGUCAUUAAGGAGCAUUGGGAUAUGGGGAUGACAGAGCCCAGCACGCGAUUUGCAACACGGAUGCUGUUUGAAGCGUUUUUCAUUGGGCUUUGGAGGAAUAUACUACGAAGGCUGAAGAUCAAAAACUUUUGA
Molecule: messenger RNA, 447 nt
Organism: Penicillium odoratum
Lineage: Eukaryota; Fungi; Ascomycota; Eurotiomycetes; Eurotiales; Aspergillaceae
Exons: 1
Coding region: 1-447 (148 amino acids)
Source: RefSeq, a predicted model, not a curated record